GGGCGGGGCUGGGAGCCUCUGGCUCUCCCGGUUCGGCCAGCCUGAGCCUCUCCUUCCCAGCCUGACCUCUCCCCUCCUCACGAUGGCGGCUCGGGGGCUGCGGAGAAGGCCGCGCCUCUGGCAGUUUCUGUUGCCCACGGUGCUGGCCUUGAACUUGGCCUCCGUCCAGGCCCAGCAGACGCCGCGCACCCCGGAGCGCGGGCCCCCGGUGCGACUCUUUACGGAGGAGGAGCUGGCCCGCUACGGCGGGGAGGAGGAAGACCAGCCCAUUUACCUGGCAGUGAAGGGGGUAGUAUUUGAUGUCACUUCUGGAAAGGAGUUCUAUGGGAGGGGAGCACCAUACAAUGCCCUGGUUGGGAAAGACUCUACAAGAGGAGUGGCCAAGAUGUCUUUAGAUCCUGCAGACCUCACACAUGAUACUACUGGACUCACAGAAGAAGAGCUGAAGUCCCUGGAUGAUAUCUUUACUAAUGUAUACAAAGCCAAAUAUCCUAUUGUUGGCUACACAGCACGUCGUAUCCUAAAUGAUGAUGGCAGCCCUAACCGGAACUUCAAGCCUGAGGACCAGCCCCAUUUUGACAUUAAGGACGAGUUCUGACAGUCUGCUAGAGGGAAUCCCUUGAUGGAAAGAUGGAACUCAAAGGGAACUUGGUAGACUUCUGCAUUAGCUGAGGAAUGAGAGAAGUGACUUCAUACAUCAUAAGUACUCAAAGUGUCCCAUUCUGGAAUAUCUGAAUCACUUUUUGAUAUGAAUAAAAUGAACUUUUACAUAGAA
Molecule: messenger RNA, 775 nt
Organism: Antechinus flavipes (yellow-footed antechinus)
Lineage: Eukaryota; Metazoa; Chordata; Mammalia; Dasyuromorphia; Dasyuridae
Gene: NENF
Product: neudesin neurotrophic factor
Exons: 4
Coding region: 83-598 (171 amino acids)
Cellular component (GO): endomembrane system; membrane
Source: RefSeq, a predicted model, not a curated record